AUGGGGGCCCUGGCUCAGAGCGGCGGUCGCCAGCCCGACGCGCUGUCGCUCCUCGCGGACGGCGGGCGCGACGAUGGGCUUGGCGAGAGCUCUGGCAUGCGACUUGGCGGCGCGCGCGGCGCCGCCGCCCUGGAGCUGUUCCGACGCCGGGUCCAGAGCAGCCCCCAGGCCGUCUCCGCCCUGGCCAGGCGGAAUCGCCAGCUCAACAUGACGGGUGCUGCGAGCGAGGAGGGCAUGAGCGACUCCACGCGGAACUACUUCGCCCGCAACGUCCCGUUCGGGCAGGCGAGGUCGUCGGCCUUCCUGGUGUUCGGCAUGGCGGAGGCUCAGCUGGCGCUCCUCCUCUGCGCGUCGGAGCAGGCGGCCCUGAGGGAAUGGCGCUGGGCGUCAGCCUGGUUGCUGACUCACCUGCCCGAGCCGCCCUGGACCUCGAUCCGCCAGGCGCCAGCCCGCGGGCAGAUCCGCCCCAUGUCCCGCUUGGCCUCGCCCGAGUGGGUCGCUGCAGCGAUCGGCUACACCAAGGACACGCUGGCCCUCGAGGACGCGGAGCGGAAGCUUGCGCCGGCCGCAGCACCGAGGGCCGAGGACCGCAGGAGGCUGGUGGGCGGCAGCAAUUCACUGGACGUGGGCAUUCGUUGGGGCUUUGGCCUGAUCCGCCGCCUGCGCGGGCUCCGCGCGGCCUUCGGCGCCUUCGUCCGCUCCUCCAUGCACGCCGCUGGGUUCCAGGAGGUUGCGACUCCUGCCGCCGGUCUGCUGCCCUGCCCCCCGCCCUUCGGGUGGGCUGCUUGCACCCCCCCGCGGGGCGUGCGCGCUCGCAGGCGAUGGCUCCGCACUCGCGUCGAGCACAUGUGGGUCAACGCCGUCAUCCUCGCGCUCUCCCACCUUCACCUGGGCGAGUCGCGGAGCUGCCCGCCGCGCGCCCGCGCUGGGAGGCCUCUCAGUUCGUCUCAGUCCGAGAUGGUGUCCAGGCUGAGUAGGCUCGUGCGACCGAUGCGCCGGCCCCUGCAAUGGCAAGGUGGCCGCGUGGAGAAGGCCGACGCUCUGCUCGACUAUCUCCUGCGUGCGACGCAUCUCCCCGUGGGCGCUGUGGCGCCCUCUCCCGACUGCGAAAUGAUGACCACUGACCCGAGCAAGGCCCCCUUCGCCAAGGCCGAGUGCCACUUUGACCCCCUGGCGUUCCUGGCCCCGUUUGCCGCCGCCACGUUCUUGGAGCCGCGGCUGCUGGCGCGGGAUGGGCCGGGUGCCGGCCCGCUGGCGCGCGCGGUCGGGCCUCCGGCCCGGCCCGCUCCUGCGAGGCCGGCCCGCCAGGCGGGCAAGCCGGGCGACCUCCUCGAGUACCUGAAGCAAUGGGACGACGUAGGGCGACUGGAGCUGGUCGACGCGGCCGACUCCCCGCAGGCCCUGCGAGGCACCCUGUUUCCCGUGUUCAAGGACGCCAGCACGCAGAGGGUCGUCUUCAAUCGCAUCGCUCGCAAUUCAUCUGAGUUGCCACUGGGUGGCUUCUCCAGGCUGACCCCGAGCGCCGCCAUGCUGGUGGACCUGGAGGUGCCUGCUGGUUCCGUCCUUCGCGUCUGGGCGGACGACCUCCAGGACUUCUACCCCGCCUUUGACUGCACUUACGACAUGGCUUGCACCAACGACGUGGCGCUCCCCCUCCCGACGAGGCUCUACGAGGGCUUCGCAGCGCUGGGCCCGCUUCGGAAGCGCUGCCGUCGCGAGGGCCGCGAGCUCCCCGAGAAAGUGGUUCCCUGCCACGGCGGCCUGAUCAUGGGGGGCCUGAACGCGCCCGACUGGGCGCGCGAGUCCCACAUGCGACUGCUCGCCCAAGCCGGCAGCUUCCCCCCACAGCGGCGGGUGCUGAACCGCCACCUUGCCCCCGAGGGGUCUGCCUGGGAGGGCGUCGUGCUGGACGACCACUUCGGCCUGGCUGUCGACGCUCCGGGCUCGCGGGAAGCUCGGCGAGCUAUCGAGGAGUCCUUCGCCCGCGCGCGCGAGGGCUAUGCGAAGGCUGGCCGCAGGGUCAGCGCUGGCAAGGAGGUGAAGGACGCGGCGGAGGCGACGGUCAUCGGGGCAGAGCUCCUGGGUCAUGACCGGCUCGUCGGCGCCUCCCGCACCCGCAGGCUGGCACUGCGUGGCCUGGAGGUCGACGUCGACCGCAACCCGCACGAGGUGUUCGACCUGAGCAGCGCGGCCUGCAACGAGCGCGCCCUGUUCGCAGUCCUCCUCCCGCUGAUGGCCACCGGCCUCUCCGCGGGCUGGGGCCCGCACGUUCUGGCCUCGGACGCCUCGCACCUGGCCGGAGCGUCCGUCAAGACGCCGGCCUCAGCGCCCACCGCCAGAGCUUUCUGGCGCCAGCGCGAGCAGCGAGGCGCUCGCACGUGGCUGUACCCCUCAGGCUGGGCUGCCAUGGCCAACCCCGAGGACGGCGCCGUCCUGCAGGAGGCCCGCCUCAUGGGAUACCUCUUGGGCCGGGGCCUGCGCACAGGCCCGAGGAUAGACAUCAAGUGCCACAAGUACUGGGACCUGGUCGACUCGCGCCUAGCGGAGUGGAUAGCAUGGCUGAUCUGGCAGAGGCGCGUCAAGAUGACCAUAUCACAGGUUCCGUGCACCAGCUUCUCGAUCGCGAGGCACCCGAGGCUCAGGUCCAGGAUGCGGCCCUGGGGAUUCGACCCAUCCUCGACCCCGACGCAUCUGGGGAACGUCCUCUUCAGGGUGGGCAUGCUGGCGCUGUUCGCCCACCUGAUCUCUGGCCACGGGACCGGUUUGCACGAGCAUCCCCUGACGGCCUACUCCUGGUGCGCGCACAUCGUCGAGUUCCUGCUGACGCACAAGACCGUGGACCGCUUCGACCUCUCGAUGUGCCAGUUCGGCGCGCCCUGGAAGAAAGACACUAGCCUCCUGGUAGUGCGGGGCUCCUGGCUGGCGCCUAUGGCGAGGCGCUGUCGCGGAGGGCACAAGCACACCGUCUUGGAGGGCGGCCUGACUCCCAAGGCCGCGCUCUACCCGCACGGCUUCUGCGACGAGCUGUCCAAGCUGAUCGCCGACAUCCUGGACGGGCCGACCCCGCCACCCCCGGCGGAGAGUUCGGCGCCCGCUGGAGCGUUCGAGGCCCUCUGGCUGAACGACUACGUCGGCUUCGCUCCCUGGCAGCUGCACUGCCACCGCCUUUUCCGCAAGCCCCUCCACAUCAACCUACUGGAGAUCGACGCAGCUUGCGACGCGGUGGACGAGCAGGGCCUACGGUUCCCUGAUUGCAAGCACAACCUCCUCCUGGACUCCCGCGUCUCGAUCGGGGCCAUCAGCAAGGGCCGCUCCUCCUCGACUGCGAUCAACAAGCUCUUGAGGAGGAGGGCCCCGUUGCAACUGGCCACGGGCUCGCACGUUGGGUGCCACUUCGCGCCGACGCGCCUGCAGCCAGCUGACGUCCCGUCGCGCACGCUCCGCGACCCGGCGAGCGCUCUGGCCCGCGUGGCCGAGGCCCCGCCGCCCGCUCCGUGCUGGCUGGCCGGCCUCGAGGCCGGGGGCGCCUCAGCCUUCCGCGCUUGGGCUGCGCUCCCGCUGCAGCGCCGGCAGCAGUCGCGGUGGGCUUGGCUGGUGGCGUGCCUCUGGUGGCGCGGGCUCCUGCGGCUCACCCUUCAGCCUGGCCG
Molecule: messenger RNA, 3647 nt
Organism: Prorocentrum cordatum
Lineage: Eukaryota; Dinophyceae; Prorocentrales; Prorocentraceae
Source: the annotation of a GenBank genome assembly